CCCGUUCCGCAGGGUCAUAUGACUAGUGGUGCUAAGUCGGCUGGGUGAAGGGUUGUCGCCUUGUUUUCUCGACGCGUUUUAUUCCUAAUAUUUUAUUAUUGUUUCUUAAAAAUGGCAACGUUAGUCGCGAAUCAUCCGGUGGACCUCAAAGGGCCAGAAGCUGCAGCCAGACAGCAUGCACAAGCCGUGACAAGAAACUACAUUUCACAGCCUCGGCUGACGUACUCCACUGUCUCAGGUGUUAAUGGGCCUCUGGUCAUCUUGGACAGCGUCAAAUUUCCCCGCUAUGCUGAAAUCGUCCACCUCACCCUGCCUGAUGGCAGUAAGCGAAGCGGACAGGUGCUGGAGGUGAUCGGCAGCAAGGCCGUUGUUCAGGUGUUCGAAGGGACCUCAGGGAUCGAUGCUAAGAAGACCGCAUGCGAGUUCACGGGUGACAUCCUACGCACGCCGGUGUCUGAGGACAUGCUGGGGCGUGUGUUUAACGGCUCAGGGAAACCCAUUGACCGCGGCCCGGUUGUUCUGGCUGAGGACUACCUGGACAUCAUGGGCCAACCCAUCAACCCUCAGUGCCGUAUCUAUCCAGAGGAGAUGAUCCAGACGGGCAUCUCUGCCAUCGAUGGCAUGAACAGCAUCGCCAGAGGACAGAAGAUCCCCAUCUUUUCUGCUGCUGGUCUUCCACAUAAUGAGAUUGCUGCUCAGAUCUGUCGCCAGGCUGGUUUAGUCCAGAAGUCGAAGGAUGUCAUGGAUUACAGCGCAGACAACUUCGCCAUCGUCUUCGCUGCUAUGGGAGUCAACAUGGAGACUGCCCGUUUCUUCAAGUCGGAUUUCGAGGAGAACGGAUCCAUGGACAACGUCUGCUUGUUUCUCAAUCUGGCCAACGAUCCCACGAUUGAGCGCAUUAUCACCCCCCGACUGGCUCUGACCUCAGCCGAGUAUCUGGCCUAUCAGUGUGAGAAGCACGUGCUGGUCAUCCUGACAGACAUGAGCUCCUACGCAGAGGCUCUGAGAGAGGUGUCUGCUGCUCGUGAGGAGGUGCCAGGCCGUCGUGGUUUCCCUGGUUACAUGUACACCGAUCUGGCGACAAUCUACGAGCGAGCCGGCAGAGUGGAAGGCAGAAAUGGAUCAAUCACGCAGAUUCCCAUCCUCACCAUGCCUAAUGACGACAUCACUCAUCCCAUUCCUGAUCUGACUGGUUACAUCACAGAGGGUCAGGUCUAUGUGGACAGGCAGCUGCACAACAGACAGGUGUAUCCUCCAAUCAACGUCCUGCCCUCCUUAUCACGUCUGAUGAAGUCUGCCAUUGGGGAGGGAAUGACCCGCAAGGACCACUCGGAUGUCUCUAACCAGCUGUACGCCUGCUACGCUAUCGGUAAAGACGUGCAGGCGAUGAAGGCCGUGGUAGGAGAAGAAGCUUUGACCCCAGACGAUCUGCUUUAUUUGGAGUUCCUGCAGAAGUUCGAGAAGAACUUUAUUGCUCAAGGCCCUUACGACAACCGCACAGUGUUUGAGACUCUCGAUAUCGGCUGGCAGCUGCUGCGUAUUUUCCCCAAAGAGAUGCUGAAGCGAAUCCCUCAGAGCACUCUGGCCGAGUUUUACCCGAGAGAGUCCGCCGCACGCCAAGGCACCUCCUAACCCUUAAAGACUGGGGGGGUGUCAUGUGACCUCUUUACCUCCAGCAUCUGUGUGUACUUUUACUCCUGAGUUCAGAGUAAUGCUUUAAACACAGGGGCCUGAUGUUGAACUCGGCACAAAAUGUUAAUAAUGAACAUUAUGGCCCUGCGUCUAAAGUGUUACUCUGUGCUCUCAAAGUGUUUUUCUUCUGUUUGUUUUUUUGUGUGUGCGGUUUUGUCCGUCACCGACUGUAGUACAUGUUUGCGUACGUGUGUGUUUUUUUUUUUUUCUUUUACGAUGUAAGCAGCCCUUUGAAUCAGGUAAUGCAAAUGCUGGACCUUAAUUUCAUCCCGAUUAAAAACCUCCCGAGCAGAAAAGGGAAGAACAGUGUACUCCAUUACGCCGUUCCAUUUCAUCACGUGUUUAUUAACAUUCCUGUAAAGCAAUAAAAUUCCUCCGAGACGUUCGCAUGCGAUGUACAGUAAGGAAUAACGCAGUACAAUGCGGCGUGUUUGCGGUUGAACUUGACGAUUGAACGGUAAAGUUGGCGGUUCAGUUAAAACGUAUAACCGAGAACCACUCUGGACUCUGCAUUAUAACUUCCUUUUUUUUUUUUUUUCUUUUUUUUUCAUGUAUUUUUGUGAGGGGGGGUUUGUGGUGCAGUCUACACAUUUGAACAUUCCCCUUUUUUGAGGUCAUGCCCAGAUUUCAAUUAUAUGCAAAUGUUCUAUUUGUGUUGAUUAAAAAAAUUAUUAAAUUAUAAUUAUUCUCCUGA
Molecule: messenger RNA, 2386 nt
Organism: Silurus meridionalis
Lineage: Eukaryota; Metazoa; Chordata; Actinopteri; Siluriformes; Siluridae
Gene: atp6v1b2a
Product: ATPase, H+ transporting, lysosomal, V1 subunit B, member a
Exons: 14
Coding region: 112-1632 (506 amino acids)
Biological process (GO): proton transmembrane transport; ATP metabolic process
Cellular component (GO): proton-transporting V-type ATPase, V1 domain
Molecular function (GO): ATP binding; proton-transporting ATPase activity, rotational mechanism
Source: RefSeq, a predicted model, not a curated record